Messenger RNA from Histoplasma mississippiense, 486 nucleotides. RefSeq lists its product with no specific name. Gene Ontology annotation, molecular function: histone deacetylase activity. Gene Ontology annotation, cellular component: histone deacetylase complex. Gene Ontology annotation, biological process: chromatin organization. The transcript has 3 exons. The record is from RefSeq and is a predicted model, not a curated record. The coding region runs from base 1 to 486 and encodes 161 amino acids. NCBI's taxonomy places the organism in Eukaryota, Fungi, Ascomycota, Eurotiomycetes, Onygenales, Ajellomycetaceae.
AUGCCCUAUCACUGUGAAGUCAAGCCGACCCUGGAUGUUCAUCCGGAAGACCCAAGGCGCAUUUAUUACAUCUACAAGGAGCUUUGCAAGGCUGGGCUUGUGGAUGAUCCCGAGUCAUCGCGACCGCUAGUUCCCCAGCCUCUACAGCGCAUAGACGCGAGAGAAGCGACUGAGGAAGAGAUAUCGUUGGUGCAUGAUGCGGAGCAUUAUGAUUUUGUGCAAAGUACAAAGUUCAUGCUUGAGGAGGAGUUAAUUGCUCUCGAGCACACGCGGGAUUCUAUUUAUUUCAAUUCCCUCACUUUUACAUCUGCCGUUCUCUCAUGCGGUGGUGCCAUCGAGACCUGUAUGGCUGUCGUGGAUCGGCAGGUGAAGAAUGCUAUUGCGGUCAUAAGACCUCCAGGACAUCAUGCGGAGAGAAACAAGACUAUGGGGUUCUGCUUGUUUAAUAAUGUUUGUGUUGCAGCGAAGGGACGUACAUCAUGGUAA